AGUACUUUGGUUGGGGUGCAUAUCAUCGCCGAUGUCAACGUGUUCGAUUUGUAUGGAGCUUGUAGGGGCGAUAGAUUCUCGAGGGAACGUUGGUCAACUUGUUUCAACGGAAUGUAAACACAUCUAUCACGAGGCGUGCCUCAGUCGCUGGAUGAAAAGGUCCCCGACCUGCCCAGAGUGUAAAGCUGAGCAGAAGUGCAAGCCGGUACGGUUACGGCCAGAGGUGCAGAAUCUAGAGGACCACUUGCUUCCUCAUGAUCUCGAUACUGUUGCUGGGCUGUUAGCAGAGAUUGCUGAUGUUGAAAAGGCUUCUGGGAAGAUCGAGGCACAGAUAGAAUCCGUGGAGACGACUAGUGAGAGUUUAGCAGAGGAGUGUAGAUGUGGAGAAAUGAGAUUGGAAAACCUCAGAGGUUGCUUGAGGAGAACUAAGCGGGAAAGGCAAACUGCUGAGGAGAAGGUGUAUACGGUUGAACAUGAUAUGCAAAUGAAAUUGGAGGAGUUACGACAAAUGCAGGAUGCUGUGAAAAUGGACAUGCCUUUGAGAGAACCCCGGAGUGAGAUGAGACAACUAAGGGAUAAUAUAGUUAAUAAUAGGAAUAUCGAUGUUUUAAUAAGGGCUGUGGAGGUGGAGUGGAAACAGCUUUUGGACACGUAUAGGCAACCAGGAGGCGAUCUCGAGAGUCUUACUAUGCAACUGAACGAACUCGAGGAAGAGUUACAAGAGGCUCGUACGAAAUGCCGCCGAAGUCCCGUAGGGAAGCGAAAACGUGUUGGGUUGACCGCCCAUGAACGGGUGAUGAAACGUGGGCUGGAGAGGCAGCUUAGUCGAGGAGCAGAGGCGGAGGAGGACCAGAGUGUAUUGCAGAGGAUGCGAACGCUUGUCUCGGGAGGUAAGGAGAAUCAGUCAUCGCAGAGUAAUGGGGCUGUGCUGAAAAGGCACGCGACGCGGGUGGUAGACCCAUCUCAGUCUGCGGGUUCGGUGAAGGAUUCUGUCGUUGUGGCGGCCCCCUUGCCCAAAUUGAAGAGAACGGCAACUGAGGCAUCGUCGGACCCAUGUCCACUUGAGGAUUUACUUGGCGACUUGUUGGAGAUUAUGUUCCACAAAGAGAAGGAGGAGAGGACUCGGUAG
This is a messenger RNA of Perkinsus marinus ATCC 50983, 1129 nucleotides long. Its product is annotated as Myosin heavy chain, clone, putative. Bases 32 to 1129 code for a protein of 365 amino acids. The record is from RefSeq and is a predicted model, not a curated record. The transcript has 3 exons. Lineage: Eukaryota; Perkinsozoa; Perkinsida; Perkinsidae.